CUGGGGGACAGGAGUUCGGAGCCAAAACUGCUGCUGUCAGGUGGGCCGGGUCGGGUGUUGAUGUGGCCAGUUGUCCUCAGGAUCAAGGAUGGACACUAAGGAAACUGUCGACCAGAAAGCCAGAGGCAACUAGGUGUCCAGGGCCUGGCAGGUGCGGCCUGGAGUGCCCAGUUGCUCCCAGAUCCACCCAGGGGACACCAGGGGGUGACAGGGCUGGGGACUGGCUCCCGGCGCAGGGCUGCGACAGAAGAAUGCAAGGUCUCCGCUGGCGUUACACGAGGCUGCCCAGCCAGAUGGAGGACACCAUGUCUGGGGAGGAGGGGGAGGAGGAGGAAGAGGAGGAGGAGACAGCCCCAGCCCCAGCUCCUGCCCCUGCCCCUGAAGACCCCGUGGAGCCCCAGCUGACAGAAGCCAGCCAGGUUCUCGGUGCCUCGGAGAUCAGGCAGCUUAGCCUCCACCUUCCCGCACGAGUCACCGGCCACCCCUGGAGUCUCGUUUUCUGUACGUCGAGGGACGGCUUUAGUCUGCGGAGCCUGUACCGGCAGAUGGAAGGCCACAGUGGGCCAGUGCUCCUGCUCCUGAGGGACCAGGAUGGGCAGAUGUUUGGCGCCUUCUCCUCCUCAGCCCUUCGACUCAGCAAGGGCUUCUACGGCACAGGCGAGACAUUCCUCUUCUCCUUCUCCCCACAGCUGAAGGUCUUUAAGUGGACAGGAAGCAACUCUUUCUUUGUGAAAGGAGACUUGGAUUCCCUGAUGAUGGGCAGUGGCAGCGGCCAGUUUGGGCUAUGGUUAGAUGGAGACCUGUAUCACGGGGGAAGCCACCCCUGUGCGACCUUCAACAAUGAGGUGCUGGCCCGGCGCGAGCAGUUCUGCAUCAAGGAGCUGGAGGCCUGGGUUCUGAGCUGAUGCCCUGUGCCAGCAGCUUCCUGGGCCACAGGGACUCAGACCUGCUCAUGGAUGCUGUCCAGGUCUUCCUCACAUGGGGCAGCCCCUUCUGAAACUAGGAUGACAUACUCAUGUUGACUCUGCUGUUGGACAGCCUCCUUGUGGCUUGAGGACAGACAGGUAUGGGGGCAGACACUGUUCUGCGUAAGUGAUCUGAAUAUGUGAAAGACACACCUUACCCAAGAAGCAAAGAGUACCUCAUGAAAAUUACUGUUAUAGGAAUUCAACAGUGAAUACAUGUUUACUGUAGAAAACCCAGAAGACACAGAAAAAAUUUUAAAUUGCCAGGUGUGGUGGGACACAGCUACUUGAGAGGCUGAGGCAGGAGGUAAUCAAGUUCAAGGCCAGCCUAAGUAACUUAGCAAGAGCCCAUCUCAAAAUAAAAUAAAUUAUAUAUGUGUAAUAAGAAUUGUAGGGGCUGGGGCUCAGUGGUAGCGCUAUUGCCUUGCAUGUGUGAGGUACUGGGUUAGAUCCUCAGCACCGCAUACAAAUAAAAAAAAGUCUAUCAACAACUAAAAAAAAAAAAAAAAUAUAUAUAUAUAUAUAAAGAAUUGUAAUUAGAAAAAAACAAAGUACAUGUAUAAAGACAUGAAUUGGCAUGAACAUACUUUAUAUAUAAAGAUAUGAAAAAAACUGUGCUGUAUAUGUGUAAUAAGAAUUGUAAUGCAUUCUGCUGUCGUGUAUUAAAAAUAAAAUCAAUUAAAAAAAAAAA
Marmota monax (woodchuck) is the source of this 1656-nucleotide messenger RNA. It is a transcript of the gene Tldc2, whose product is annotated as TBC/LysM-associated domain containing 2. The record is from RefSeq and is a predicted model, not a curated record. Gene Ontology annotation, cellular component: nucleus. Bases 252 to 905 code for a protein of 217 amino acids. The transcript is spliced from 8 exons. NCBI's taxonomy places the organism in Eukaryota, Metazoa, Chordata, Mammalia, Rodentia, Sciuridae. Gene Ontology annotation, biological process: response to oxidative stress.